GGCCUUCCACUCCGAACUCGCGGCCCGGCACGCCGGCAUCGGAAUCGCCGUCCAAAUCGGGAAGCAUGAAGAGGAACAACAGCAUGACUCGUUUGCCUGAUGAAGCACCAGGCAUCUCAGAGAGGACGGCCACACCGUCUCCAACCAGUUCUGUGGAGUCGUCUCGCCCCGGGUCUUCGGGAUCCAAUCGCAAGCAGGGUGGACUGCUGACGCUGCCGAUUGAGUCAGUCAGUACUCACGUGCCAAUGGCAGCAGGAUACUCAGCAAACUCGCCGGUGCGCAACCAGAAGAAGACUGCUCCAACCACCCCAACGAAUGCCAUGCAACGCUUGCCUGAUGAGCCUUCAGAGUUGGAGAAGCCACCAGAGGCAAAGCAGGA
Molecule: messenger RNA, 379 nt
Organism: Cladocopium goreaui
Lineage: Eukaryota; Dinophyceae; Suessiales; Symbiodiniaceae
Source: the annotation of a GenBank genome assembly